UGUGAAAAUAUCAGCGGUUCGGACGAUAUUCACUGAUGGACACUUUUCCAUUACAGGAUAUUGCAGCAUGAAGAAGGAGCAAGUUGUUAACUGUCAGUUUUCGGUUUGGUAUCCGAUAUUCAAGAAACAUACUAUUAAAAGUCUUAUUCUCCCACUGCCUCAGAAUGUAAUAGAAUAUUUACUGGACGAUGGGACACUGGUAGUCUCUGGGAGUGACCACAGCACACAACAAACACACACUAACAACAACAACUCUGAUGCAGAGGAAGACAUUCAGUGGUCAGAUGAUGAGACAACCACCACUGUCACAGCUCCUGAGUUCCCAGAAUUCACCUCUAAAGUGCUAGAGGCAAUAAAUGCCCUGGGUGGCCGUGUCUUUCCCAAACUCAACUGGAGUGCUCCUCGGGAUGCUAAUUGGAUUGCUCUGAACAGCUCCUUGCAGUGUCACAGCCUCAGUGAUAUAUUCCUGCUCUUUAAAAGUUCAGAUUUCGUCACCCACGACCUCACACAGCCAUUUCUUCAGUGUAGUGACAAGGACUCUCCAGAUCCUGUCAUCAACUAUGAGCUGGUCCUGAGGAAGUGGAGCGAGCUAAUUCCUGGUGGAGAGUUCCGCUGCUUCGUCAAAGAAAACAAACUGAUCGCGAUUUCUCAGAGAGACUACACUCAGUAUUACCAGCACGUCCUGAAGCAGGAGGAGCAGAUCAGUCAGGCCAUACAGGACUUCUUCAGCCAGCACAUCCAGUACAAUUUCCUUGACGAAGACUUUGUGUUUGAUGUCUACAGGGACAGCCAGGGGAGGGUGUGGCUGAUUGAUCUGAACCCAUUUGGAGAGGUGACAGACUCUCUGCUGUUCAGCUGGGAGGAGCUGACAUCUGGAGGAGACGUCUCCCAACAGCAGGAGGCUCCGGCGUUCCGCCACACCACCAGUGAGGUGACGGUGCAGCCCAGUCCGUGUCUGAGCUACAGAAUCCCAAGAGAUUUUGCAGACCUCUCAACCGGAGAAGACGCUUACAAACUCAUCGACUUCCUCAAACUGAAGAAAAGCCAGCAGGAAGAGUCUGAGGAGGAGGAGGAGGAAGAAGAGGAGAAUGCUCCACAGUGAAACAGUUGCCCUGAAACCUGAAAAAUAGCUGCUAGUGUACGAAGAAUCUCCAUAUAUAAUGCUUUCUGCAUGAAGUGACUCUUUACCCUCUGUUCCUCUGUUCUCUUUGAGCUUUCUUGUUGAAAACUAUCACCAAGUUUCUCCUUUUGCUCCACUGGUAACCGUGUGUGUUGUAUCUGAGGCGUCUUAAUGAGUUUUUUUUAAUCAUGGCGUUAAAUUAACACAUUGUGUUUUAGGCUAUUAAGGGUUCAUUUUCUGUCACUGUUUUCUCUUCAUCUAACACCGCAGAGAAGCCUCAGAAGUCUCGUAAAGUUUUGGUGUAAUAUUCUAAGAGGGAAGAAAAACAACACAAUUUCAUAACUGUGUAUUUGCUGAUACGUCUUAAUUUCUGCACAACUCUUCCUGGAUUUAAAUCGCACAAAUGUCAGUGUAACUGUGCUGAGUGUUGUGUGUCAUUAUGAGGCGGUGAAAGACUUCCCUAUUUAACACUUAAGCUGUUUAUGACUUGGCUACAUUGAAUUUUCUUUCCUUCGCCGCCGUCCUUGCCUCUCAAUCUCCCACUACCAAUUUCCUCUGAGCACUUUUGACACACUCAUUGCUCCGAGUCGCUCCGGGCACUGCUCUCAAGUCCUGUUUUCCCAUCAUGCAUUGCUGUACAAAAAAAAAUCCACACCAUUAAAUUUCUUUGUCAUGUA
This is a messenger RNA of Solea senegalensis (Senegalese sole), 1797 nucleotides long. It is a transcript of the gene cdc123, whose product is annotated as cell division cycle 123 homolog (S. cerevisiae). Gene Ontology annotation, cellular component: cytoplasm. The coding region runs from base 68 to 1102 and encodes 344 amino acids. The transcript is spliced from 13 exons. The record is from RefSeq and is a predicted model, not a curated record. NCBI's taxonomy places the organism in Eukaryota, Metazoa, Chordata, Actinopteri, Pleuronectiformes, Soleidae.